Molecule: messenger RNA, 1488 nt
Organism: Oryza sativa Japonica Group (Japanese rice)
Lineage: Eukaryota; Viridiplantae; Streptophyta; Magnoliopsida; Poales; Poaceae
Product: arogenate dehydrogenase 2, chloroplastic
Biological process (GO): L-tyrosine biosynthetic process
Molecular function (GO): arogenate dehydrogenase (NADP+) activity; NAD+ binding; prephenate dehydrogenase (NAD+) activity
Source: RefSeq, a predicted model, not a curated record
CUCUCUCCCCAUUUGUAGGCUGGCGGCGCGAGACACCGCCGCGUUGGCGCGCCGCUCACCUCGACGCCGAGAUGGCGAUGUCGUGCUCUUCCUCCUCCUCCUCCGUGCGCCUCCGAUUGAAUCUAGCGCCCUCCCGCCGCCGAAUCGCCGCUCCCGCCAACCUCCAGGUGCUCCGGCGCGUGGGAGUGGCGGCGGCUUCAAUCCGGCUUCGUGCCGCCCGCGCCACGGGAGGUGAUGCACGGCAACCGUUCGACCAUGUGCCUCGCGGCGUUGAGGAGGUUGGUGAGAUGGAGGAGGACGAGGAGCGGCGGAGGCGGAGGGGUCUCAAGAUCGCCGUCGUGGGGUUUGGGAACUAUGGGCAGUUCCUGACCAGGACGCUGGUGCGGCAGGGGCACACCGUCCUGGCGCACUCGCGCUCAGACUACUCCGCCGUGGCGGCCGAGCUCGGCGCGACGUACUUCACCGACGCGCACGAUCUCGUCGAGUGCCACCCGGAUGUGGUGCUCCUCGUCACCUCCAUCCUCUCCGCCGAGGCCGUCCUCCGCUCGCUCCCCGUCCACCGCCUCCGCCGCGACACCCUCUUCGCCGACGUGCUCUCCGUCAAGGAGUUCCCCAGGAACCUCCUCCUCGGCACGCUCCCGGAGGAGUUCGACAUCAUCUGCACCCACCCUAUGUUCGGCCCGGAGUCCGCGGGCGACGGGUGGGGCGGCCUCCCCUUCGUGUUCGACAAGGUCCGCGUCGGCGACUGCCCGGCGCGCCGCGCCCGCGCCGAGGCCUUCCUCGACAUCUUCGCGCGCGAGGGCUGCCGCAUGGUGGAGAUGAGCUGCGCCGAGCACGACGCGCACGCCGCCGAGACGCAGUUCCUCACCCACACCGUCGGACGAACACUCGCCAUGCUGGAGCUCCAAACAACUCCGAUCAACACCAAGGGGUACGAGACGCUGCUCCGCCUCGUCGACAACACCUGCAGCGACAGCUUCGACCUCUACAAUGGCCUCUUCAUGUACAACAACAACUCCACCGAGCUCCUCAACCGCCUCGAAUGGGCCAUGGAUUCCGUCAAGAAGAGGCUCUUCGACGGCCUCCACGACGUGCUCCGGCGGCAGCUCUUCGAGGGCUCGCCGCCGUUGGACUCCGUCUCCGCCGCCGCAGCCGGGUCGCCGCCGGAUGACGCACCAAUCGAUGGCGAUCUUGACAGCGACAACGAGGAGGAGCAAUCGGAGUAAAUCGGUGAUCGUGGUGUCACGCUAACUCUGACGUCGAUCUCCUGUGAAGUCGUGGCCAUGGUCCCUUCUCGGGUCAUUUGCAAGAUUCAGAAGUUGCUCCCCACUAUGAACAUCAAAUCGCAAAUUUGGCUUCCUUUUCACCUUUCCUCGCUUCAAUUUACUACCCUGUUCAUUCAAACUCCAUGCUAAAUACUCCAUACAAUAAAAUACUUGUAUUACAUCGCGGGUCGAAUCUAUACAUUUUUAUCUUAAUUUUGCGAAA